Molecule: messenger RNA, 2807 nt
Organism: Coregonus clupeaformis (lake whitefish)
Lineage: Eukaryota; Metazoa; Chordata; Actinopteri; Salmoniformes; Salmonidae
Product: RNA-binding protein 39-like
Exons: 17
Coding region: 544-2124 (526 amino acids)
Biological process (GO): mRNA processing
Cellular component (GO): nucleus
Molecular function (GO): RNA binding
Source: RefSeq, a predicted model, not a curated record
GCCUUCCAUCUUUGAGGACAUGUAUUUCCAUUGUUAAAGCGGUCACUCGAAUAUCUUUUAAAUAGAAUAGACAAUCUUUGAAUAUAUUCAGCCUGGAACGUGACCACGGAUUCUUUACAGCAUGCGCCAUUAGAUGAGCGCGGGGAACAAGACGCAGCAACAGUUUUUUUCCCGAACUCGCAUACAUUUUUCUCAACACAUCAAGGUUAUUUAGAUUGUUGUCUGUUUACGCUGUUUCUACUGCUUUGGGGUAUCAAAAACCCAUAUUUGAAGUUACAUGUAGCUAUUCUUAGUUUGCUAUUAACAACGCGGUAGAAAAAAACGUUCGUAGCUUCCAAACGAGAGGCCUACUAGCUAGCUAUCCUGUUAGCUAGUUUGUUGCAACAAGAAAACGUUACAAGAAACACUCAGGAGUCUUGUCUUGUUUGAGAAGAAAAAACAUUUUUCAGUGCUCCAUCAUCAUGGCUGAUGACUUUGACAUAGAAGCAAUGCUUGAGGCUCCAUAUAGAAAGACUUGCCUAACGAUAUCUCACCUCUACUUCCAUGAAUUCCAGUGUGAUCUGUCAAAAAAUGAAGGAUGAGAUCAAGCACAGUAGUCCCAAUGGCCACGAGGAACGCAGCAAGAAGAAAAAGAAGAGCAGGAGCCGAAGCAAAGACCGGAAGCGAAGCAAGAGCCGUGAUCGCAAGAAGAGCCAUGACCACAAGAGGAGCCGCAGCCGCGAGCGAAAGCGGAGCCGCAGCAAGGAGAGGCGCCGGAGCCGCACUCGGAGCAGAGAGCGCAGCGGCCGAUACAGGGACCACAAGACCACCUUCUCUGGGCCGAAAUUUAACGGUGGUUCCAGAGGGAAGAUUGGCCCUCCACCUGUCAUCAAGCUAAGCCGAAGGCGUUCCAGAAGCCGAAGCCCUUUCAAGAAAGAGAAGAGUCCUGUGAGGCAGCCAAUAGACAAUCUGACUCCAGAGGAAAGGGAUGCUCGCACUGUGUUCUGCAUGCAGCUGGCAGCCAGAAUCCGACCACGAGACCUGGAGGAGUUCUUCUCUGCAGUGGGAAAAGUGAGAGAUGUGCGCAUGAUCUCUGACAGAAAUUCGAGGAGGUCGAAGGGGAUAGCUUACAUUGAGUUUGUGGAGGCCAACUCUGUGCCACUGGCUAUAGGAUUGUCUGGCCAGCGACUUCUGGGAGUGCCAAUCAUUGUUCAGGCCUCGCAGGUAAUGGCUGAAAAAAACAGGGCUGCUGCCAUGGCCAACAACCUGCAGAAGGGCAACGCUGGCCCGAUGAGGCUCUACGUCGGAUCCUUACACUUUAACAUCACAGAGGAGAUGCUGAGAGGAAUCUUUGAGCCUUUUGGAAGGAUUGAGAGUAUUCAGCUCAUGAUGGACAGUGAGACUGGGAGAUCUAAAGGAUAUGGCUUCAUCACUUUCUCAGACGCAGAGUGUGCCAAGAAGGCCCUGGAGCAGUUGAACGGCUUUGAGCUGGCCGGCCGGCCCAUGAAGGUGGGCCAUGUGACGGAGCGCACAGAUGCCUCCAGCGCCAGUUCAUUCCUGGACAGCGACGAGCUGGAGAGGACGGGCAUCGACCUGGGCACCACCGGGCGCCUGCAGCUCAUGGCCCGGCUGGCUGAAGGCACGGGACUGCAAAUUCCCCCAGCCGCACAGCAAGCCCUGCAGAUGAGUGGGGCCAUUGCUAUUGGUGCCAUGGCCGCUGUAUCAGCUGCCAUGAAUCCUGCUAUGAACAUGAACAUGAAUAUGAACAAUAUGAACAUGAAUACAGCUAUGAACCUGCCAUCCCAGCCACUUGCUACACACUGUUUCCAGCUGUCUAACAUGUUCAACCCUCAGUCUGAAGAUGACCCAGGCUGGGAUGUUGACAUUCAGCAUGAUGUCAUUGAGGAAUGCAACAAACAUGGAGGAGUUGUGCACAUAUACGUCGAUAAGAAUUCCACUGAAGGCAACGUGUAUGUGAAAUGUCCAACCAUUCCUGCUGCCAUGGCUGCAGUAAACGCAUUACAUGGUCGAUAUUUUGCAGGUAAAAUGAUCACAGCGGCAUACGUCCCUCUCCCGACAUAUCACAACCUUUUCCCUGACUCUGUGACGGCUACCCAGCUCCUAAUCCCUCCCGCUCGCCGGUGAUCUCACAGCAAGACACACAAAAGGAUUUGUUGGACACUGUAUAAUUGAUUAUUUUCCCUUUCCUCUUUUUAAAAGUUUGACAUUUUAUUGUCUGUGGUCUGUUUUUCAUUCCUGCAAGUUAUGGCAGUAUGUUUUUAUUUUAUGUUAGUAGAUUAAUGAAGAUUUUUUUUUCCAGCAACACAUGUUUUUUUUUUUUAGACUUUCCUUACGUUGGUGGCAAAAAGAAUCAAAGCUUCAUUUGCGUAGCCACAUCCAAACAUGUGUUGGGCAGUGAGGGUGGAGUUUCAACCAGUCUAAUAAAGGGAUUAUAGUCCCUGAAGAGUUUAUUGGUGGAUCUGGACAAUUUACCAUUUUAUCUUUUGUAAAAUGUAUUUUUGUUCAUACACUGUCUUGUGCUUGAUCGCUUUGAAGGGCAUGUUUUCCCUGAAGAAGUGUACAACUUAGACACCCAGACACAAGAAAAUAGGAUAUUGAUUAUUUUUGGAGAAAAAAAAAUAAAAUUCGAACAUUGCCGUUUCAAUUAUACAUCAGAAUAUUAUUCAAUGUUUUAAGCUCCAUGAGCUCUGAAAACGUAAUGACUGAUUUCAGUUGUGCUCAUUUAGAGACAUUUGGUUUUUCAGUAUCUGUUUUCUAAUCAAGAUUUGAUUUUGUAAAGACCUUGAUUAAAACGUAUUUUAAAGUCA